Molecule: messenger RNA, 2196 nt
Organism: Miniopterus natalensis
Lineage: Eukaryota; Metazoa; Chordata; Mammalia; Chiroptera; Miniopteridae
Gene: ENTREP1
Product: endosomal transmembrane epsin interactor 1
Cellular component (GO): membrane
Source: RefSeq, a predicted model, not a curated record
UGCUCUCCUCCCGCCGGGCAGUCGCCGCCGCCGCUGCCGCCCCGAGCUCCGCGCUGCUCCCCGGCCGUCCACUGUUGUCGCUCGGGCUGCUGCAGCUGAUCCUGGGCUGCUGCAUGGUGGCACUCAGCUUCGGGGCACUAUCCUUGAGCAGCUCCCCGCAGGUGAAGAACUCCUGCCCGUUCUGGGCUGGCUCCUCGGUGAUACUCUCUGGAAUCAUAGGAUUAACAACUUGGAAACGGCCUAUGAUACUCCUGGUAAACCUCUUCGUGCUGCUCUCUGUGGUGUGUGUCCUCUUAAACUUAGCUGGGUUUAUCCUGGGCUGCCAAGGGGCCCAGUUCGUGUCCAGCGUGCCCAGGUGUGAUUUGGUGGACUUAGGUGAAGGCAAGAUUUGCUUCUGUUGUGAAGAAUUUCAACCAGCCAAAUGCAUGGACAAAGAAAAUGUCUUGAAACUCUUCCCGGUUCAGCCUUGUAGUGCGGUCCACCUUCUACUUAAGAAAGUCCUUUUCGCCCUGUGUGCCUUGAAUGCCCUGACCACCACCGUCUGCCUAGUGGCCGCUGCCCUUCGCUACGUCCAGAUCUUUGCAGCCAGGAGAUCCUGCAGCGAUGAAUCCCAGAUUUCUGCCGAGGAGGUGGAAGAACAUGGACGCAUCCCAGACCCCGACGACUUUGUGCCACCAGUGCCUCCCCCUUCCUAUUUCGCCACAUUUUACUCGUGUACACCCCGGAUGAACCGCAGGAUGGUUGGUCCCGACGUUAUCCCGCUGCCGCAUAUAUAUGGAGCUAGAAUCAAAGGUGUGGAGGUGUUCUGUCCCCUGGACCCUCCGCCGCCGUAUGAAGCUGUGGUGAACCAGACCGGCCAGGAGCAGGCAUCUUCAUUCCAAAUGUCAGAGGGAUCAGAAGCCGCCACAAGCCCGAUGCAACCGAUCGGCAUGCCAGUGACUCAAGAUGGGAACAUUCCUAACACACCUGGAGAAGAAAGCACAUCCACUUCAGCUGCUAGCUCAAACCAGCUACAUCCUGGGAGAAGCCGGAGAGCCCUCCAGCCCGAGCUGACAAGAUGGAAGAGUGACCCCGUGCUCCAUCACUCUGCGGAGAGAGCCUUUCCUGUGCUCAGCUGUGAAGCUGCAACCCAGACUGAGGGAAGACCGGAUCUGGCUGGGGUGACCCUGAGGAGGGGUUUGAGACCCAGAGCAGCAAGAUGCAGACCACAAUCUUUAAUAGAUUACAAGUCGUACAUCGACACCAAGCUGCUGGUGGCAAGGUUCCUGGAGCAGUCCUCCUGCACUAUGACACCCGACAUCCACGAACUAGUAGAAAACAUCAAAUCAGUUCUGAAGUCUGACGAGGAGCACAUGGAGGAGGCCAUCACCAGUGCCAGCUUCCUAGAGCAGAUAAUGGCCCCGCUGCAGCCCAGCACUCGCAGGGCCCACCUGCUGCCCUCUCGGAGACAGCCUGGCUUGCUGCACCUGUGGAGCUGCGGAGACCUGAGCACCUUCGUCCCAGCAGGGAGGCCCAGAGCCGAGAGGAGGCCCCGAGCAGCUGCUGAGCGUCCCCACAGCCUCAUUGGUGUCAUUCGAGAGACUAUCCUAUGAGCAAUAAAUCUGUAACGUGAACCUCAGGAGCAGGAAGGAAGGGUCCCUGUACUCACCAGGUAGUUUCCAGGGUGGGGGUUGGGGUCCCUCUCUGGGAACUCCUUUAAAAGGGAGGCACUUCAGAGGACACCUGUCCCCGCUCUUUGGCUCCCCUUUCUGCUGACCUAGGGUUCUUCCAGGCUCAUUUGGGCUUUGGACGCAUCAAAUUGGAGGCUGUGAAGGCAGCAUCUCUCUCUCUCUCUUCUGCUGGUUCCCCGUCCUGGUGUAGAUGGAAUCUUUGCCCUUCACCCCUCAUGGCUCUCUUCCUGGCUGAGCUCUCUGUCUCUGGAGGGCAGGUCUGCUGGGCUGCUAUUGCUGGCUCCCUGAGGCUGGCUGUGCACUGCUCAGUGAGAGAGGAGUUGGCACAAAGCACAGUGAUUAACCCCGAUGCUCUCUAAUCGUCAAUCCCCAGCAUAGGUCACCCUGAAAUCACACUCUCUUUAGGAAAAAGGGAACUUUUUCUGUGACAAAUCAUAACGAAAGACAUCUUGUCUAUUCCAUUUAUUCAUUCUUGCAAAACUAGAGGUGGCUAAGGCAGGGCUGAGAAUAAAAUGUUUACUCUCGA